ACAGUCCCAUCCCAGCCUCUGGGCCUCGCCUCCGUGCUUCAAAAUGCCACGAGCAUCCAGCUUAAAUGGGAGAGACCAGAGUUUGUCCAAGUGCCCAUCAUAAACUAUGAAUUAUAUUGGCAUGACACUUAUACAGACGAAGUCCAAUGCAAAAGCAUUCCCGUGAAAGGCGAGUAUGUGUUGACUGACCUAUAUCCAGACAAUGAAUACAAGAUAUGGCUCGCAGCAAAAAGCAAGAGCGAUGAAGGUGCACCAACUCCUCCAAUAACUGUCUCCACAAAGAACUACGUGAUUCAUGAACCGGAAGAUGUGGUGGUCGAGGUGGUAAACUUCACAUCGGCCAUUGUAAGAUGGAAACCUCCCAAGCAGAAGGAGCAACAUCGGUUUAUCGUCGGCUAUCGAAUCAGCACCCAGGAGAUGGACGACCUUAGGAAACCCAUUGGGGAGCCACUCGUUCACACUGUUCAGAAUCGAUCUACAUUAACCUUUCUUCUCACGGAUCUCCAGCCGGAUUCAAAAUAUGAAGUUCGAGUUGCAGCGUUCAUGCGUCAGGGAUUCGGGAAAAGAAAUAGUCCCAUCGUUCUCCAGACACCAGGAGGAGUCCCUUCAAGACCCAAACUAAAGCUUGUAGAUGUGGAGACCGUAGGAGCGGCCAUUGAAGCCACAUGGGAAAAUCCAUCCAAGACAUUCGGAAAAAUUCAAGGGUGGCGCCUACGCUAUGGGAAAAGGCCAAAUUCCUACAACAACGAUCCAAAAUAUGAAGAGGAGAAACUCCAUAUGACAGACGUCACCCUGGAUCAACCAGAUGCGAAUAAGCACGACAUUCGGAACCUUGACUACGGACGGGAGUAUGAGUUCCGACUGGCUUGUUGCAACGACGUCGGCUGCGGUCAGGAGGCAAUUGCCCUCAUCAGAAUACCUGAGAAAUCCCCUGCAGGCCCACCCACCAAUAUCUCAUUCCACCAUAUCACUGCAAAUAGUAUUGCUAUCUCUUGGGAGGACCCUGUUCCGUCUCAAUGCAAUGGCCGCAUCCUUGGCUACAAAUUUCAACUACAUAAGUUCAAUGACUACCUCGUGUCGGAGAGAAAUGUUUCCUCACCAAAGAUGAUCGUGAAGGGAUUGGAAGAAAACAUUCCAUACCACUUUCGGAUUUGCGCAUACAACGGGAAAGGUGUUGGUCCCUUCUCUGAGAAGAUACACCUCGACACCACUCUUGCUCCUCGUGCUCCUCGUAACGUUAAGGCCAUGGCAACUUCAGAGGAUACCUUGGAAGUCUGGUGGGAUGAAGUUCCGCGAGAAAGCAUUGCAGGAUACAGGAUAUUUUAUAGCGUGGCUGAUACCGAGAAUCCGGAACUGUGGAAGCACAAGGAUGUUCCAUGGACGUCAUCCGUCCAUCUGCAAAACCUGGUGCAAUCGAGUGAAUAUUCAAUCCAAGUUGCUGUCCGCACUAAAGUCGGAGGCUUGGGGAGGCUCUCGGAGGCGUUGUUGGUGAAGGUGACUCCGGAAGACGUCCCCAUGAAAUUGCGGUCUCCUUUCGUGGGGAAUGAUUAUAUGUACCUCCGAUGGGAGUCUCCCAAUGCGUUCGUUCCUUACAAGUACAAGGUUCGGUCUCACAAGUAG
Molecule: messenger RNA, 1620 nt
Organism: Darwinula stevensoni
Lineage: Eukaryota; Metazoa; Arthropoda; Ostracoda; Podocopida; Darwinulidae
Source: the annotation of a GenBank genome assembly